CCCACGAGUACACAGAGAAUCGACUGCAAACUGAUGCUCAUAGGCGAAGGACACGUUUCUUUAGUAGGAACUUGUUUCCAACAUGUCUGUGAUAACAGUACGUGGAGUGAUAUGUCUAACGAAAUCCAUUAUAAUGUUUAUAUUAUCCUUGGACGUCUAUCUUGAAGGUGUAGAUGGAUCUCCUGCAGAAGUACAACAGCACCUGGAAAUGGGGAAGAAACUUCUAGCAGCAGGUCAGCUGGCCGACGCUCUGUCACACUACCAUGCUGCAGUGGAUGGAGAUCCAAAUAAUUACAUGACAUAUUUCCGCCGUGCCACAGUGUUUUUGGCUCUUGGGAAAUCCAAGUCUGCCCUUCCAGACCUUGACAAAGUUAUACAGUUAAAACCAGACUUCACUGCUGCCAGAUCUCAGAGAGGAAAUGUAUUACUAAAGCAGGGAAAUCUAGAUAUGGCCAAGGCGGACUUUGCUAUAGUGUUAUCCAGAGAUCCAACCAAUGAAGAGGCAAACCUUAAUAUACAACAGAUACACCCAUUACAAAGUAGUAUAGAAGAGGCAAAACGCUUUUUUCAUAUGAGGGAGUUUCAGGCUUCUAUAGACCUGCUGACACAGGCAAUCGAGGUAUGUCCCUGGGAUGUGGAGCUCCGGGAGAUCAGGUCAGAGUGUUACAUGGCCCAGGGUGAUUACUUUAAGGCCGUCGGAGAUAUUCGGUCCACAACCAAGCUCCGCAAUGACAACACACCAGCCUUCCUCAAACUCAGCCUCCUCUACUAUGACAUGGGAGACGCAGAGAAUUCUCUUCUAAAUAUACGAGAAUGUUUAAAACUUGACCCUGAUCAUAAAGCAUGUCAUCCUCAUUAUAAGAAAGUAAAGAAGCUAGUCAAACAGAUACAGUCGGCCCAGGACUUCAGAAAUGAGAAACGGUAUGAAGAAUGUAUAUCCAAAGCUCAACAGAUGCUUACUACAGAGCCGACUGUCACACUGUACAUCAUGAAGGCCAAGUCUUUCUUAUGUCACUGUCGUUCCAGGGCGGGACAUAUAGAGGAGGCGUUUGAUAUCUGUAACGAGAUUCUAAAUUUGGAGCCAGAAAACAUAGAGGCUCUUAUGGAUCGGGCCGAAACCUAUAUAUUUAAUGAACAGUUUGAUCAAGCUGUGAACGACUUCCAGUUUGCUGUAAACAUAGACGGUGAUAACCGACAAGCAAAAGAAGGCUUAGAUAAAGCUCAAAAAUUACUUAAACAGUCACAAAAAAGAGACUAUUACAAAAUUCUAGGUAUAAAAAGAACUGCAAGAAAAAAAGAAAUAAUGAAAGCAUAUAAAAAAAUGGCGAAGAAAUGGCAUCCCGAUAGAUAUAAAGGAGAUGACAAGAAAAAGGCGGAGAAAAUGUUUGUAGACAUCGCAGCGGCUAAGGAAGUCCUCACCGAUCCAGAAAAAAGGCAGCAGUUUGAUAAUGGUGAGGAUCCGUUAGACCCCGAGCAGCAACAGCAUGGUGGUGGCCAUCCCUGGAACCAGGGCUUCAAUCCGUUCGGAUCAGGCGGCGGGGGCGGUGGCUACAACUUCAAAUUCCACUUCAAUUGAUGAUGGCACAUAUUAAGUAGAAAUUAUUUUCUUAAAACCGUAUUGAAUUGGUUUUUAUACUGUUAUUGAUGCUUGUAUUGAAAGGAUAUUUUCCAAUUCUUCAUUCCAAUGCAAAAUUUUCUGAAUUAUUUUUUGGUCAAUAGUUGCCUUAUCAUCAUAUAUAAACAACACAAAACUGUAUGUUAGAGGUUUUGUAUUAAUAGGGAUUAUAUCUGCUCAGAUAUUUUGUAAAGAUAUCUCAAUUUUUUAGUGGGGUUCCCUUUUUGAACACUUUUUGAUGGGUGAUGUACUUCCAUAACAUUUUCUACUCUCAAGGAGUAACCGCUAAAAACCAGUGAAAUACAGUGUACAGCUCAGUAAAAUCUUGUCUCAUCCAGACCCUGUGUAAUCUGAUAACCUGUAUAAACCAGACCAUCAGCUUGGUCACACUCUAUAUGUUUCUAGUCUGAAAACUUUUCUGUCCCGGGGAAAAUUUUGGUUAAAUUGUUAUUUUUGAAAGUAAAAAGUUAACAUGAAAGAAAUCUGAAAAAUGUUUCCAUACACUUGUACCAAUCCGUCCUCGUGAUCUGGAUCAUUCUUACGUUUGGCUUGGACAGAUUUUACUAUGUGAAUUUUUAGGAAUAACUAACUAAAGACUUUAGUACAUGGUGUUUUUCAUUCUGAGAUACUCGCUAAAAACUCUUCAACAUUGUUGUUCAACCUACUAUUUUUUUUCUCCAUUUUUUUGUGUGUGACCAAACUAAACCAAUUUUAUAACCAAAGUGAUUGUUCCAUUUUGUACACCAAUUUGGGUUUUGUUUCUGUGUUUUAAGUCUUUCCUGUUGGUUUGCCAGAUUGUAGAGUUGCCAGGUUUCCAAAGCUCCCUAACUCAUUCACCCCUGAAAUUUGAUAAUGAACUAUUCCAAUCUUUGAAUUAGAAGGGUUCAAAUGUGUCUUCAGGGGUGAACGAGUUAAAUCAAGUCAUAUUUGAAGCAAAAUGAAAAUCUCUAAAUUUGAGGUUUGUUUUCCCAUCACAAACACUGUUUCAACAGAUAUUUUAUGAACUGAGAAUUUGAAAUUGAAACCCUAUCUACGAAUAUGAGUCAAGCCUUGUUACAGAGAACAUAUAUCUGUAAUAAUUUAUUGUUUAUGAGUGAAUUCAUUGUGAAAAUGACGACAUAUGUUUUGAAAGUUAUAGUUUUUAGUAUAUGUAUGUAUGUUUGUGCUUUGGUGAAUUUGAAUGGAUGGAAAUGAUUAAACAAUGUGUCCAGUAUAAUUCUCAGAUUGAGAUGAAGAUCAUCCUGUUUUAAGGUACAGCAACACGAUAUUACACUGAAAUCAAUGUAGAACCUGGGAUGUUAGGUUUAUUCAGGAAUACCAGAUUUUAGAACUGUUUUUCUUGAAUUCCAUUCCAGCUUUUUUGUCUGCUCUAGACUGAUAUUUUAUCUAACCAAGCAGUUUUGAACUAUAAUAUCAAGUAGUAAUAUCUAUAUAUUUUUUAAUAGACGGCUUAUUUCUGUUUUUGUUACAAAACAACCCCUAGGUAUCUUUUCUGUGUGGUUGUGUCUUUGCUGCUUUUUGUUUGAAGGAUCAGACAGCAGAUUCAUUAAAUUAACCUGAGCCCCAUGUUGGAGUAAUACAUAUAGACUGUAUACUGUUUGUGUUCCAUGCUAAUAAAUCUGUAAACUAUGUUUUAUGAAUGGUCAUUUGGAUAGGGUAAUUAAGUAAUUUAGGACAUAUUACAAAGUAUACCAGAAUAUAUCUGCAUUUUUUUUAAGUUAAGGGAGAUAACUCUUAUCAGAAUUUGUAAUGUGAAAUAUAGCAUACAAAGUAACUAUAAAGUCAAAUAUCUGGAGCUUUGUGUAAAAAUAAAGUGGAUUUUUUUUUGGGGGGGGGGGGGUGUAAAAUUAUAUAGAAGAGGAAUACAUCCAAGUUAAAGAAAAUUAAGAAAUUAAAAAACACUAAAUUCAUCCAAAAAAAAAAUAGCCUUGAUCACAUCAUGUAAGUUAACUUAAGACAUAGAUUAUUAUGGUCACCUAGAAAGUCAAAUAAAUGAAAUGAUAUAGAAAUAAAAUGUCAUCAUUUUAAUGAAUUUGGAUGGUAUUGGUCGUUGUUUACCUGAAACAUUUUUUGCCAUUGGUCCAGAAGGUGAAUUAUACAGGAAAAAAACCCCAAACUGUUAGCUACUUAACUCAUCAACCCCUGGAGACAUAUUUGAACUCUUCCAAUUCAAAGGUUGGAAUAGUUCAUUAUGAAACUUCAGGGGUGAAUGAGUUAAAGUGAUUAAAAUUUCCAUCAGGAGGGUCAAUCAGCAUUCAAUGAGAAAUAUUUUGAAAAAUGCAAGGACGGAAAUUUGGAUGUGAAAUAUUACAGUCCAACGUAUGUACACAAGUACUAGCUAUAGCCUCGUCUGUCAAUACACCUAUAAUAUAAUGAUUAUAUUAUAGGUGUAUUGACAGACGAGGCCAGUACCUGUGGUAUGUGUAUGCUGAGCUAUUAAAGGUCAGUAAUGUACUAAAGUGAAAUCCAUGUUUUCAGUGCUGUAGAUUUUUGUGCAUGUUCAGUACUGUUGAGAGUGUUCUCAAAAAUUGUAUCGAAUGCUUUAUACCGUCUUUUCGUAUUGCAGAGUUAUCUGCUCUUGUGAGUAGGUAUUGAUUGUUACGUCAUUAGUUUGUGUGAGAAAAUUACAUCGUUUUCUCAAAAAUUUUUGACGUUACUCUCACAAACAAAUGAUGUAACAAUCAAUAACUGCUCACAAGAGCAGAUAAAUCUGCAAUACGAAAAGACAGAAUAGUUUUAUCGGGAGCUAGCAUUGUCUCUGGCAGUAGUACAGAAAAAAUGUCUUCUUUCUGCAAUUUUUUAUCAUUAUCAGCUUAAUUAAAUUGUAUGUGUCUGUUUCCUAUUGGUUCACUAAAAUAAAGAUAUUUUUUUAAUAAAAGCAGUUUUAAUUUUGAUUAUUAAAAAGAAAAUUUUGUAAAUGAUAUUAAAAUUCAUGGCUUCGAUUAUUUAUUGAUUGAUUGCUUUUAUGAAAAUAAUAAUUUAAGUCUUUGGCCUGCAUAAUUAUUGAAAACUUGCAUCUGGCUGUCUUUAUGUACCGAAUAUCUUAAAUCCAAUUAUUGCAUCGGAAACAUCAUUGUUAUUAGACAUUAUGUAUCUCAGGUUAGCAAAAUAGAAGGAAUUUUAUUAAAUGCUUAUUGUUGCAUUAUAUGCUGUCAUUCAUGUGACGAUCUCAAUUUGCAACCAAUCAUAUUCUUUGAAUCAUCCUGUAAACGAAAUGUAACAAUAAUUUUCCCUGCAGUAUAAUUGCUUGUUAUUAGUAUGAGCAGAGUUAGACAGCCAAUAUCACAAGAUCUAAAGAAUCGAUUAACUUAUAGACACCAAGUUUUUCAAGAAAUGCUGUUAAAUAGCAUUAAUUGAUAUACAGAAAAAACUCUUCAUUCCACCGCUAUUUGUCCAGAUAAACGUUGGCUGUAUAAAGAGGUUUGGCAAUAAAUUGAGGGAAUUGUUUAAAGGAAUUCUUUUAAAAAGAGAAAAAUUGACAUUGCAAUAUGGUGGCAGUACUGAGCAAAGGCAAAGGGAAGAGGGGCAUUAUAUCAAGAUUUUACUUCACUGUAAAAAUAUGUAUCUGUGUAUAGUCGCAAGCUCUAUGUUAGGGCAAUAAAUCUUUAAAAAAUCAAGGAAUUACAUAAUAAUUGUGAACCAAAGACAUCUCCCUUGCGGAGAAAUAAAAAUCCCUAGAACUGCCUUUUGGUUUGUUGGUACAUAUAUGGAAUAAACUAAAUUUGAUAAUGUAUUUGUGUUAUGUCAGUAAUGCUCCAGAAAAGAUAUUCUGAUGUUUACUUCUUUGCUUGAUAUUAUUUAAGUUUUUCAUGUUGUAAAAUCCUAAUUAUCAAGAUUCAAAUCGUCCAAUAUAUUUACUUUUUCGAAUACUUAUAAUUAAGAACUUAAUGCAGGGAAAAUUUAAAUACCUUUCACUUUUCCUCAGGAUCUUCGUGAAUUAUUUAGGAUCUUAGUAACGACAUGCUAUUCUUUCCAAAUAACAUUUGUUUAGGAUCUUUAGUGGUGUUCAGUGUCCAAUCACAAAUUUUUAGGAUUUCAGUGACCUAUUUCUGCUGAAAGGCCAUUAGCGCAUAAUAGUGCACAUAAAAUCAUCCGAAUCGUUUUAAAGAAUAAGACCUGGUUGUUUCUGACAAUGUAAUUGAAAUGUCCAUAUUGAUAAAAUUUACUACAUAAUUUUAAACAUACAGAAAUAUUUGUUUUUUUGUUUUUCUCUAAUUGGUCAACUUCAUAAUGUUAUAGGUCAUCAUGGAGUGUUUUGAUAGAGUAAUGAGUUUAGAAGCUUUUUGAAAGACUUUACUGCAAGUUUAGUUUCUAAGUCUGGUGUGUCUGUGAUCUUAUCUAAGUGUCCAGCUGAAACUAAUAGGGGAAAAAAUGGCUGACAUUGACAAGUCAAAUUAAAAUAUAUUAUUUAUUUUGCAAAAGAUGCACUUGUAGAUUUUGCAUAAAAACCAAAUGAUGGUAAAUUUUGGAAAUCAUAUACAGUGAAAAAUAACUAGGACUGGAGUAAAUGAAGAGGUGAGUGAUGAUUGGUCAACCGAGUCGUUUCAAUGGAGACAGGUUCAUCUAUGCAGAAUGUUUGAGAAGUAACUGUGUGUGUUUCCAAGUGAGUGACAAGAGGUUUAAAUGUUUUCAUCACAGAUUUUAUGGUCAACUACUAUAUGUAAAUAAAAUCUUUAUAUAA
This is a messenger RNA of Mizuhopecten yessoensis (Yesso scallop), 6296 nucleotides long. Its product is annotated as dnaJ homolog subfamily C member 3-like. The record is from RefSeq and is a predicted model, not a curated record. The transcript is spliced from 11 exons. The coding region runs from base 83 to 1576 and encodes 497 amino acids. Lineage: Eukaryota; Metazoa; Mollusca; Bivalvia; Pectinida; Pectinidae. Gene Ontology annotation, biological process: protein folding in endoplasmic reticulum. Gene Ontology annotation, molecular function: protein-folding chaperone binding; misfolded protein binding. Gene Ontology annotation, cellular component: endoplasmic reticulum.